AUGACACAAAACCUAGCAAUGGAUUCAACAUCAUCACUUAGCAAACUCCACAUUCUAUGCAUCCCUUUCCUCGCACCAGGUCACAUUCUUCCCAUGGUUGACAUGGCCAAGUUAUUGGCUAGGCAUAAAGUGAAGGUAACCAUAAUCACCACACCCCUCAAUGCAAUUCAAUUCAAAACAAACAUCAAUAAAGAGAUUGAAUUAGGUUCACCAAUCCAACUUCUAGAAGUGAAAUUUCCAAAUGAGGAAGCUGGAAUUCCAAUGGGAUGUGAAACCCUAGAAACACUUCCUUCAAUGGAUCUCAAAGGAAAUUUCCUAAUAGCUGUAAAUCUUCUGCAGAAGCCAAUAGAAGAGCUUUUUGAAAAGCUAGAACCAUUUCCAAGUUGCUUAAUAGCUGAUAAGCAUAUUCCAUCUCUAGCUGAUACAGCUAUCAAGUUCAAAAUUCCAAGAAUAAUAUUUGAUGGUACUAAUUGCUUGAACCUCUUUUGCAAUUACAGUAUUCAUACUUCUGGGGUUUCUGAAUCUCUCAAUUAUUCUGAUCAAUUUGUUAUCCCUGGAUUGCCACAUGAAAUUACAAUGAAAAAAUCUCAACUUCCUAUGGUAUUUAGGCCCGGUCCAAACGAGUUGUUGAAUAGUUUGCGUCAAAGAAUACAUGAUUCAGAAGAUGAAGCAUAUGGGAUAGUGGUGAAUAGUUUUGAAGAGUUGGAAGAUGGUUACGUCGAAGAGUAUCAAAGAGUUACCGGACGUAAGGUAUGGUGUGUUGGUCCUGUUUCAUUAUCGAAUAAAGAUGAUAUAGAAAAAUCUCAAAGAGGGGGUAAGAAUUUAACAAUUGAUGCAAAUGAAUAUGUGAAUUGGCUUGAUUCAAGGCCUCGAGAAUCAGUGAUUUAUGUUUGUCUCGGUAGUCUUAAUCGCGUAACACCUAAACAAUGGAUAGAAAUUGGUUUAGGGUUAGAAGCAACCAAUAGACCAUUCAUUUGGGUGGUGAGAAAAUCAUAUAAGUGGGAUGAAGUGGAAAAGUGGCUAUUAGAAGAUGGAUUUGAAGAGAGGGUGAAAGGGAGAGGAAUUUUGGUUAGAGGUUGGGCACCACAAGUUUUGAUAUUGUCACAUAGAUCAAUAGGAGCCUUUUUGACACAUUGUGGAUGGAAUUCAACAUUGGAAGCUAUUUGUGCUGGUGUACCAUUAGUAACAUUUCCUAUGUUUUCUGAUCAAUUUUACAAUGAGAAGUUGGUUGUACAAGUGAUUGAGACUGGUGUGAGGUUGGGAGUUGAAAAUGCUGUGAACUUUGGAGAUGAAGAUGAGUUUGAUGAUGGUGUUCAAGUGAGUAGGGAAAAGGUUAAAGAGGCUAUAGAGAUGGUGAUGGGGGAAGGGGAAGGGAAAACUGAGCGGAGAGAAAGAGCUAAGAAGUAUGCUGAUAUGGGAAAGAAAGCAAUUGAAGAAGGUGGUUCUUCUUAUCUCAACAUGUUGAAGUUAAUUGAAGAUGUCAUGCAUUUCAAAUCAAAUGUCUAA
Molecule: messenger RNA, 1506 nt
Organism: Lathyrus sativus (Indian pea)
Lineage: Eukaryota; Viridiplantae; Streptophyta; Magnoliopsida; Fabales; Fabaceae
Source: the annotation of a GenBank genome assembly